Mobula hypostoma (lesser devil ray) is the source of this 7513-nucleotide messenger RNA. Its product is annotated as translocating chain-associated membrane protein 2-like. Gene Ontology annotation, biological process: protein insertion into ER membrane; SRP-dependent cotranslational protein targeting to membrane, translocation. The record is from RefSeq and is a predicted model, not a curated record. Lineage: Eukaryota; Metazoa; Chordata; Chondrichthyes; Myliobatiformes; Myliobatidae. The coding region runs from base 10 to 1122 and encodes 370 amino acids. Gene Ontology annotation, cellular component: endoplasmic reticulum membrane. The transcript is spliced from 11 exons.
CGCUCGGCCAUGGCUGCCUUCCGACGGCGCGGCCGAGCGCACUCGGUGUUCAGCCACGAAUUCGUGAUUCAGAACCGGGCGGACAUCGCCGCCGUCCUCGUAGUCUUGGUGCUCAUCGGUCUCAUGUUCGAGGUUACUGCGAAGACUGCCUUCAUGUUCAUCUCCCCACAACACAAUGUCAGCACAAGUACAGCAGAUGGGGACGUUGUUUAUUAUGUCUAUGGAACCAGUGACUGUGUUACCAUUUCAUUCUAUAUCUUCAUUACGAUAAUCUUACACGCUGUUGUCCAGGAGUAUGUGCUCGAUAAACUGAACAAGAGGCUGCACCUCUCGAAGGUCAAACACAGCAAGGUGAAUGAGUCUGGCCACUUGGUGGUCCUGCACCUUGGCUCGAGUGUCUGGGGCCUCUACAUCAUCGUCAGUGAGGGUUACAUCAGUUCCCCGUCCACUCUGUGGGAGGAUUAUCCACACACCCACCUCUCCUUCCAGAUGAAGUUGUUCUAUCUGUACCAGAUCUCGUACUGGAUCCACAUGCUGCCAGAGCUUUACUUCCAGAGGGCGCGCAAGGAGGAGAUUCCACGUCAGUUACUCUACAUCACCUUGUAUUUCCUGCACAUCACGGGGGCCUACCUACUCAAUCUGACGCGGUUGGGGCUCGUGUUACUGGUGUUACAGAGUGUGGCAGAGUUGGUGUUUCACCUGGCCCGGCUAUUGUACUUCUCCAAUGAGGACAACCAGAGGCUGUUUAACGUGUGGGCAGUGGUGUUUGUCCUGACCCGUCUCGUCACCCUCACCCUGGCCGUGCUGGUUGUGGGAUUUGGUCUCUCCCGUGUCCAACAUCAAACCUUCGACGUGGAGAAAGGAAUCUUUAACUCCCUUCCGAUCCGGAUCACCAUUCUCCUGGCCGCCUGCCUCCCCCAGGGGUGGAUGAUGUGGCGUUUCAUCAACUUUCAGCUGCGUCGCUGCCGGGAGUCCCAGCUGGAGCAGGUGGCACGCAGGAGGGGCCCAGUACUUGGGCCCCGGCCCAGGGGGCAACGCAGGGAUGCAGGUUACUACGAGAACGGUUUGAUCAAAUCCGAAAACGGAGCUUCCCCUCGGACUCGCAAACUCCGCUGCUCCUGACCCACCGGAUCAGUGUGUGGACCCACCAGGCGGCUGAUCGACAGCACUGUGCUCCCCAAACCAGUCCCUAGCCUACAGUCUCUCUCAGCCCUCUCGUCCCAGCUGGGGCCUUCCUCACCACAUACCACAGGCUGCGUCAGAAGCCCCGUAUUACCUCUGUCCCACCCUGGGGCUCCAGUGUGUGAGCAGGCGUGCACCAGUGCAUGCAUGCAUGUGUGAGUGUGCAUGUGCAUACAUGCAUGAUUGUAUCUGUGUGUGUGCCUGUCUUCAUGUGAGUGCAAGCGUGUGUGCGUCUGCACGAGCCCCUGGACACUCCUGCUGAGGAGUGCAGAGUCUGGCUGUAGUACCGAUGGUGGCGUCAGGGGCUUGUCUGAGGGUCCUGGGUCGAACGGUCGCACAGAGGAUAUAAUGGAGGGAGGGUGGGGCUCUUGUGUACCAGGCUCCAGUGGGGAACCCUCUGUUUGAAAAGCCCCACCUGCAGGAGCAUCGCUGAGAGGUGACUGUGGGCAUUGGGACCGGCUGAACUGUGAUACAACUUAGUAAAAGAGCAACGUGACAUUAAGUGUUGGUGAAGUGAGUCUCUCUGUUCUGGCUGUAAGAGAGGGGUAUGUCGAUAGUGCGGUGAGUUUCUCAUUUCUGAUUGUACCGGAGGGGGUGUGGAUAGUGACGUUAGUCUCAGUUCUGACUGUACCGGAGGGGGUGUGGAUAGUGACGAGAGUCUCAGUUCUGACUGUACCGGAGGGGGUGUGGAUAGUGACGUGAGUCUCAGUUCUGACUGUACCGGAGGGGGUGUGGAUAGUGACGUGAGUCUCAGUUCUGACUGUACCGGAGGGGGUGUGGAUAGUGACAUGAGUCUCUAGGAUCUGACUGUUUGGGAGGGUGUGCGGAUAGUAGGGUGAGUCUCAGUUCUAUGUGUACGGAGGGAGUGUGGACAGUGACGUGUCUCUCAGUUCUGUCUAUAGGGGAGGGGAUGUGGAUAGUGAUGAGAGUCUCAGUUUUGACUGUAUGGGAGGGAGUGUGGAUAGUGACGUGUCUCUCAUUUAUGACUGUACAUGACGGGUAUGGAUAGUGACAUGACACUCAGUUCUGACUGUACGGGAGAGGAUGUGGAUAAUGACAUUAGUGUCAGUUCUGACUCUAGGGGAGGGGGUGUGGAUGGUUGAGUCAGUUCUGACUGUAGGGGAGGGUGUGUGGAUAGUGACAUGAGUCUCAGUUCUGAGUGUAGGGGAGGGUGUGUGGAUAAUGACGUGAUUGGGUUCUGAGUGUACAGAGGUACAGAGGUGUGAAAAUGGUGACCAUGAGGUACAGGAGUAGAAUUCAGCCACUUGGCUCAUCGUGUCAGCUCUGCCAAUUUCAUCAAGGCUGAUCCAAUUUUCCUAUCAGCACCAAGCUCCUGCCUUUUCCCUGUAUCCCAUCAAUCAGGAAUCUACAAUGUCUCUGCUAAAUAUACAUAAAGUCUUGGCCUCUGCAGCUGCCUAUGGCAAAGAAUUUCUCAGGUUCAGCACUCUGGCUGAAGAAAUUUGUCUUCAUGUCUGUUUGAAAAGGGCACCCCUCUGUUCUGAGGCUGUCCCCUCUGGUCUUAGACUCUCCCACCUUAGGAAGCAGCUUCUGCACAUCCAUUCUAUUGAGGCCUUUCACCACUCAGUAACUUCUGAACGCAGGCUUAGCAUCAGCAAACGCUUUUUAUUUGUCAAGCUUUUCACUACUUGAAUCAUUUUUGUGAACCUCCUUUGAACCCUCUCUAGUUUUAGCACCUUCUUUCUAAGAUUAGGGUCCCAAAACUGUUCACAAUACUCCAAGUUGAAAUGAAUGCUAACAUCACAUUUGCCUUCCUCGCCACAGACUCGACCUGGAAAUUAACCUUUAGGGAAUCCUGCACAAGGACUCCCAAAUUCCUUUGCACCUCAGUGUUUUUUGUAUUUUCUCUCCAUUUAGAAAAUAGUCAACCCUUUCAUUUAUUCACCCAAAGUGCAUGACCAUACACUUCCCGACAGUAUUUCAAGUGACAUUUCUUUGCCCAUUCUGCUAAUCUGUCCAAGUCCUUCUGCGUCUAAACUUCCCAUCGUUCCACCUAUCUUCAUAUCGUCUGCAAACUUUCCAUUCACUCAUUCAGAUCAUUGACAUACAGUGCCUAUGAAAAGUAUUCACACCCCCCCCAGAAACUUUCAUGUUUUAUUGUGUAACAGUGGAUUUAAUCUGGCUUUUUUGACACUGCUCAACAGAAAAAUACUCUUUCAUGUCAAAGUGAAAACGAAUUUCUACAAAGUGAUCUAAAUUAAUUACAAAUAUAAAAAUACAAAAUAAUUGAUUGAAUAAUUACUCACUCCCUUCAACUCAGUAUGGACACAGUAUGAGUCUGUGUGGAUAGUCCACUAUCAGAUUUGCACAUCUAGACACUGACAGAGCUUGAGCAGUUUUGUAAAGAAGAAUGAGGAAAAAUUGCAGAUUGCGUGAAGAUCGUGAAUGAACAGCUUUUCAAGUCCAGCAACAAAUUCUCAAUUGGAUUGAGGACUGGACUCUGACUUGGCCACUCCAGGACAUUAAUUUUGUUGUUUUUAAGCCAUUCCUGUGUAGCUUUGGCUUUAUGCUUGGGGUCAUUGUUUUGCUGGAAAAUAAAUCUUCUUCCAAAUCACAGUUCUCUUGCAGACUACAUCAGGUUUUCCUCUAGGACUUCUCUGUAUUUUGCUGCAUUCAUUUUACCCUCUACCUUCACAAACCUUCCAGGGCCUGCUGCAGUGAAGCAUCCCCACAGCAUGAUGCAGCCACCACCAUGCUUCGCAAUAGGGAUGGUGUGUUUUUGAUGAUGUGCGGUGUUUGUCUUACACCAAACAGUGUUUAGUCUAAUAUCCAAAAAGCUCAAUUUUGGUUUCAUCAGACCACAGAACUUCCUUCCAGCUGACUUUAGAGUCUCCUACAUGCCUUCUGGCAAACUCUAGCCAAGAUUUCUUGCGGGUUUUUCUUCAAUAGUGGCUUUCUCUUUGCUACUCUUCCAUAAAGCUGCGACUAGUGAAGCACCUGGGCAACACUUGUUGUACGCGCAGUCUGUCUCAUCUCAGGCACCGAAACUUGUAUCACCUCCAGAGUAGUCUUAGGUCUGUUGGUGGCCUUCCUCACUAGUCCCCUUCUUGCACGGUCACUCCGGUUUUGCAGAUGGCCUGCUCUAGGCAGAUUUACAGCUGCACCAUAUUCUUUCCAUUUCUUGAUGAUUGACUUAACUGUAAUUCAAAGGGAUAUUCAGUGGAUUGGAAAUUUUAUUGUAUCCAUCUCCUGACUGGUGCUUUUCAAUAACCUUUUUGCAGAAUUGCUUUGAGUGUUCUUUUGUCUUCAUGGUGUAGUUUUUGCCAGGAUACUGACCUUCCAGAUACAGGUAUAUUUUUAAUACAUAGAAACAUAGAAAACCUACAGCACAAUACAGGCCCUUGGGCCCACAAAGUUGUGCCGAACAUGUCCCUACUUUAGAAAUUACCCAUAGCCCUCUAUUUUUCUAAGCUCCAUGUACCUAUCCAAAAGUCUCUUAAAAGACCCUAUCGUAUCUGCCUCCACCACUGUUGCUGGCAGCCCAUUCCACGCACUCGCUACUCUCUGAGUAAAAAACUUACCCCUGACAUCUCCUCUGUACCUACUCCCCAGCACCUUAAAGCUGUGUCCUCUUGUGGCAACCAUUUCAGCCCUGGGAAAAAGCCUCUGACUAUCCACACAAUCAAUGCAAUCAAUCCACACAUCAUCUUAUAUACCUCUAUCAGGUCACCUCUCAUCCUCCGUCGCUCCAAGAAGAAAAGGCCGAGUUCACUCAAACUGUUUUCAUAAGGCAUGCUCCCCAAUCCAGGCAACAUCCUUGUAAAUCUCCUCUGCACCCUUUCUGUGGCUUCCACAUCCUUCCUGUAGUGAGGCGACCAGAACUGAGCACAGUACUCCAAGUGGGGUGUGACCAGGAUCCUAUAUAGCUGCAACGUUACCUCUCGGCUCCUAAAUUCAAUUCUACAAUUGAUGAAGGCCAAUACACCAUAUGCUUUCUUAACCACAGAGUCAACCUGCGCAGCUGCUUCGAGAGUCCUAUGGACUGGGACUCCAAGAUCCCUCUGAUCUUCCACACUGCCAAGAGUCUUACCAUUAAUACUAUAUUCUGCCAUCAUAUUUUACCUACCAAAAUAAACCACCUCACUCUUAUCUAGAUUGAACUCCAUCUGCCACUUCUCAGCCCUGUUUUGCAUCCUAUCAAUGUCCCGCUGUAACCUCUGACAGCCCUCCACACUAUCCACAACACCUCCAACCUUUGUGUCAUCAGCAAACUUACUAACCCAUCCCUCCACUUCCUCAUCCAGGUCAUUUAUAAAAAUUACGAAGAGUAAGGGUCCCAGAACAGAUCCCUGAGGCACACCACUGGUCACUGACCUCCAUGCAGAAUAUGACCCGUCUGCAACCACUCUUUGCCUUCUGUAGGCAAGCCAGUUCUAGAUCCACAAAGCAAUGUCCCCUUGGAUCCCAUACCUCCUUACUUUCUCAAUAAGCCUUGUAUGGGGUAACUUAUCAAAUGCCUUGCUGAAAUCCAUAUACACUACAUCUACUGCUCUUCCUUCAUCAAUGUGUUUAGUCACAUCCUCAAAAAAUUCAGUCAGGCUCAUGAGGCACAGUGUGCCUUUGACAAAGCCAUGCUGACUAUUCCUAAUCAUAUUAUACCUCUCCAAAUGUUCAUAAAUCCUGCCUCUCAGGAUCUUCUCCAUCAACUUACCAACCACUGAAGUAAGACUCACUGGUCUAUAAUUUCCUGGGCUAUCUCUACUCCAUUUCUUGAAUACAGGAACAACAUCAGCAACCCUCCAAUCCUCCGGAACCUCUCCUGUCCCCAUUAAUGAUGCAAAGAUCAUUGCCAGAGGCUCAGCAAUCUCCUCCCUUGCCUCCCACAGCAGCCUUGCGUACAUCUCAUCCGGUCCCAGCAACUUUUCCAACUUGAUGCUUUCCAAAAGCUCCAGCACAUCUCUUUCUUAAUAUCUACCUGCUUAAGCUUUACAGUCCGCUGCAAAUCAUCACUACAAUCACCAAGAUCCUUUUCCAUAGUGAAUACUGAAGUAAAGUAUUCAUUAAGUAUCUCUGCUAUUUCCUCCAAUUCCAUACACACUUUCCAACUGUCACACUUGAUAGGUCCUAUUCUUUCACGUCUUAUCCAUAUAUAACCAUAUAACAAUUACAGCACGGAAACAGGCCAUCUCGGCCCUUCUAGUCCGUGCCGAACUCUUACCCUCACCUAGUCCCACUGACCUGCACUCAGCCCAUAACCCUUCAUUCCUUUCCUGUCCAUAUAGCUAUCCAAUUUAACUUUAAAUGACAACAUCGAACCUGCCUCAACCACUUCUGCUGGAAGCUCGUUCCACACAGCUACUACUCUCUGAGUAAAGAAGUUCCCCCUCAUGUUAUCCCUAAGCUUUUGCCCUUUAACUCUCAACUCAUGUCCUCUUGUUUGAAUCUCCCCCACUCUCAAUGGAAAAAGCCUAUCCACGUCAACUCUAUCUAUCCCCCUCAUAAUUUUAAAUACCUCUAUCAAGUCCCCCCUUAACCUUCUAUGCUCCAAAGAAUAAAGACCCAACUUGUUCAACCUUUCUCUGUAACUUAGGAGAUGAAACCCAGGUAACGUUCUAGUAAAUUAUCCUCUUGCUCUUCACAUACUUGCAGAAUGCCUUGGGCCUUUCCUUAAUCCUGCCCACCAAGGCCUUCUCAUGGCCCCUUCUGGCUCUCCUAAUUUCAUUCUUAAGCUCCUUCCUGUUAGCCUUAUAAUCUUCUAGAUCUCUAACAUUACCUAGCUCUCUGAACAUUUUGUAAGCUUUUCUUCUUGACUAGAUUUAUUACAGCCUUUGCACACUACGGUUCCUUUACCCUACCAUAGUUUCCCUGUCUCAUUGAAACAUACCUAUGCAGAACUCCACACAAAUAUCCCCUAAACAUUUGCCAUAUUUAGAAACAUAGAAACAUAGAAACAUAGAAAAUAGGUGCAGGAGUAGGCCAUUCGGCCCUUCGAGCCUGCACCGCCAUUUAUUAUGAUCGUGGCUGAUCAUCCAACUCAGAACCCAGCCUUCCCUCCAUACCCCCUGACCCCUGUAGCCACAAGGGCCAUAUCUAACUUCCUUUUAAACAUAGCUAAUGAACUGGCCUCAACAGUUUGCUGUGGCAGAGAAUUCCACAGAUUCACCACUCUCUGUGUGAAGAAGUUUUUCCUAACCUCGGUCCUACAACAUCGGGAACAAUCUUCCCGCAUCUAGCCUGUCCAAUCCCUUUAGGAUCUUAUACGUUUCAAUCAGAUCCCCCCUCAAUCUUCUAAAUUCCAACGAGUACAAGCCCAGUUCAUCCAGUCUUUCUUCAUAUGAAAGACCUGCCAUCCCAGGAAUCAAUCUGGUGAACC